This is a messenger RNA of Sardina pilchardus (European sardine), 1926 nucleotides long. RefSeq names its product carcinoembryonic antigen-related cell adhesion molecule 5-like. The transcript is spliced from 10 exons. The coding region runs from base 1 to 1926 and encodes 641 amino acids. NCBI's taxonomy places the organism in Eukaryota, Metazoa, Chordata, Actinopteri, Clupeiformes, Clupeidae. The record is from RefSeq and is a predicted model, not a curated record.
AUGGCGGAUGAUGGCCCAGAUAGUUCUAACGUUUCAGUGAUACCUGAAGCCUCGAUCUACAGUGCAGGCUCUGACAUCACCCUGUUCUGCUCCUCUGAGUCCAACCCUGCUGCCCAGUUCCAGUGGGCUCUGAAUGGAACCCUGCUAAGCAGCGAGGGACCAGAACUACAACUGAACGACGUUCAGGACCAUGAGAGUGGAGCCUACAUUUGCUGGGCGAACAAUAGUAAAACCCAGAGGUAUAAACCAUCAUCACCACAAAGCAUCACUGUGAUAGAGAAAAUCUCCAACGUGACAGCUGAAGCCAAUCAGAAUGAGCUGGUGGAGUUCAACAAUUCUGUCAUUCUCACGUGCUCUGCCUCUGGAACCUCUCCCUUAUUUCAGUGGUUAAACGGGAGUGAUAAAGUCACAGGAAGUAACAGAGUUGAGCUAAACAAGGGCAACCUCAAUAUAUUGAAUGUGACUAGAUAUGAUAAUGGGCCAUUCAAAUGUAAUGUAUCGAAUACUAUCAGCUACCAAAUGAGCUCUGAUGUCAAUCUGACAAUUCACUAUGGCCCAGAUAGUUCUAACGUUUCAGUGACACCUGAAGCCUCGAUCUACAGUGCAGGCUCUGACAUCACCCUGUCCUGCUCCUCUGAGUCCAACCCUGCUGCCCAGUUCCAGUGGGCUCUGAAUGGAACCCUGCUGAGCAGCGAGGGACCAGAACUACACCUGAACAACGUUCAGGACCACGAGAGUGGAGCCUACAUUUGCUGGGCGAACAAUAGUAAAACUCAGAGGUAUAAACCAUCAUCACCACAAAGCAUCACUGUGAUAGAGAAAAUCUCCAAUGUGACAGCAGAAGCCGAUCAGAAUGAGCUGAUGGAGUUCAACAACUCUGUCACUCUCACAUGCUCCGCCUCUGGAACCUCUCCCUUAUUUCAAUGGUUUAACAGGAGUGCUCUUGUCACAGGAAGUGACAGAGUUCUGCUAGACAAGCGCAAGAUCACUAUAUUGAAAGUGGCUAGACAUGAUAAAGGGCCAUUCCAGUACGGCCCAGAUAGUGCUGUGGUUUCAGUGACACCUGAAGCCUCAAUCUACAGCUCAGGCUCUGACAUCACCCUGUCCUGCUCCUCUGAGUCCAACCCUGCUGCCCAGGUCCAGUGGGCUCUGAACGGAGCCCUGCUGAGCAGAGAGGGACCAGAACUCAGACUGGACAACGUUCAGACCAAGAGAAUCUCAAGAGUGACAGCAGAAGCCGACCAGAAUGAGCUGAUGGAGUUCAACGAUUCUGUCACUCUCACAUGCUCUGCCUCUGGUGCCAAUCCCUCAUUUCGAUGGUUUAACAGGAGUACUGCUAUCACAGGAAGUGACGGAGUUCUGCUAAAAAACAGAAAGUUCACUAUAUUUAAUGUGACUAGAUAUGAUAAUGGGCCAUUCAAGUGUGAAGUAUCGAAUAGUGCCAACGGCCCAGAUAGUGCUGUGGUUUCAGUGACACCUGAAGCCUCAAUCUACAGUGUAGGCUCUGACAUCACCCUGUCCUGCUCCUCUGAGUCCAACCCUGCUGCCCAGGUCCAGUGGGCUCUGAACGGAACCCUGCUGGGCAGAGAGGGACCAGAACUCAGACUGGACAACGUUCAGACCAGUCAGAGUGGUGCCUACAGCUGCUGGGCAUACAAUAGUAAAACCCAGAGGAAUAUGACGUCUUCAGCAACAAACAUCACUGUGAUAGUCCCUAAAAAGGUGAAGAUGGUAAGAGUCGAGAUCCAGGCCAGAGUUAACAUGGAGGACCCCGUUGUGCAGGAGGCCAUUUUAAAGGAGAUUCAUCAGAGACUGUGGAAGACGGGGAUGCCAGAAGGCACCACACUGAGGUGGACAACACAUCCAAAUGGAAAGAUCUUCCAAGAAAAGAAGAAUGAGAAAGCAGGAGGGGAGAAGAAGAAUUGA